Molecule: messenger RNA, 1740 nt
Organism: Callorhinus ursinus (northern fur seal)
Lineage: Eukaryota; Metazoa; Chordata; Mammalia; Carnivora; Otariidae
Gene: SLC5A7
Product: solute carrier family 5 member 7
Biological process (GO): transmembrane transport; acetylcholine biosynthetic process; choline transport
Cellular component (GO): perikaryon; axon; dendrite
Molecular function (GO): choline:sodium symporter activity
Source: RefSeq, a predicted model, not a curated record
AUGACUUUCCAAGUGGAAGGACUGAUAGCUAUCAUCGUGUUCUACCUUCUAAUAUUGCUGGUUGGAAUAUGGGCUGCCUGGAGAACCAAAAACAGUGGCAGCUCAGAAGAACGCAGCGAGGCCAUCAUAGUUGGUGGCCGAGACAUUGGUCUGCUGGUGGGUGGAUUUACCAUGACAGCCACCUGGGUCGGAGGAGGUUACAUCAAUGGGACAGCUGAAGCAGUGUAUGUACCAGACUAUGGUCUAGCUUGGGCUCAGGCACCAAUUGGAUAUUCUCUGAGUCUGAUUUUAGGUGGUUUGUUCUUUGCAAAGCCUAUGCGUUCCAAGGGAUAUGUGACCAUGUUAGACCCAUUUCAGCAGAUCUAUGGAAAACGCAUGGGUGGGCUCCUAUUUAUUCCUGCACUAAUGGGAGAAAUGUUUUGGGCUGCAGCCAUUUUCUCUGCCUUAGGAGCCACCAUCAGCGUGAUCAUUAACGUCAACGUGCAAGCUUCGGUCAUCGUCUCUGCACUGAUCGCCACUCUUUACACGCUGGUGGGUGGUCUCUAUUCUGUGGCCUACACCGAUGUAGUUCAGCUUUUCUGCAUCUUCAUAGGCCUGUGGAUCAGCGUCCCUUUCGCCCUGUCGCAUUCUGCAGUUACUGACAUUGGGUACACUGCUCUGCAUGCCAGAUACCAAAAGCCUUGGCUGGGGACCAUUGAAUCAUUUGAAGUCUAUACUUGGCUUGAUAGUUUUCUGCUGUUGAUGCUGGGUGGAAUCCCAUGGCAAGCCUACUUCCAGCGGGUCCUCUCUUCAUCCUCAGCCACCUAUGCUCAAGUGUUGUCUUUCUUGGCAGCUUUUGGGUGCCUGGUGAUGGCUCUACCAGCCAUACUCAUUGGGGCCAUUGGAGCAUCAACAGACUGGAACCAGACUUCAUAUGGGCCUCUAGGUCCCAAGGACAAAAACGAAGCAGACAUGAUCUUACCCAUUGUUCUGAAGUACCUCUGUCCUGUGUACAUUUCUUUCUUUGGUCUUGGUGCAGUUUCUGCUGCUGUUAUGUCAUCAGCAGAUUCUUCGAUCUUGUCAGCAAGUUCCAUGUUUGCCCGGAACAUCUACCAGCUUUCAUUCAGACAAAAUGCAUCAGACAAGGAAAUCAUCUGGGUCAUGCGAAUCACUGUAUUUGUGUUUGGAGCUUCUGCUACAGCCAUGGCCUUACUAACGAAGACCGUGUAUGGGCUCUGGUACCUCAGCUCAGACCUCGUUUACAUCAUCAUCUUCCCCCAGCUGCUUUGUGUGCUCUUCGUCAAGGGAACCAACACAUAUGGGGCUGUGACAGGUUAUGUGUCUGGCCUUUUCCUGAGAAUAACCGGCGGGGAGCCAUAUCUGUACCUACAGCCCUUGAUCUUUUACCCUGGUUAUUACUCUGAUAAGAAUGGCAUAUAUAAUCAGAGAUUCCCAUUUAAAACCCUUGCCAUGGUUACCUCGUUCUUAUCCAACAUUUGCAUCUCCUAUCUAGCCAAAUACCUAUUUGAAAGUGGAAUCUUGCCGCCCAAAUUAGAUGUGUUUGAUGCUGUUGUCGCAAGGCACAGUGAAGAAAACAUGGAUAAGACAAUUCUGGUCAAAAAUGAAAACAUUAAGUUGGAUGAACUUGCACCUGUGAAGCCCCGACAGAGCAUAACUCUCAGCACCACUUUCACCAAUAAGGAGGCCUUCGUUGACAUUGACUCUAGCCCAGAAGGCUCUGGGAUUGAAGAUAACUCAUAA